This is a messenger RNA of Gadus chalcogrammus (walleye pollock), 1448 nucleotides long. RefSeq names its product G protein-coupled receptor 146 (gene gpr146). The record is from RefSeq and is a predicted model, not a curated record. NCBI's taxonomy places the organism in Eukaryota, Metazoa, Chordata, Actinopteri, Gadiformes, Gadidae. The transcript is spliced from 2 exons. Gene Ontology annotation, molecular function: G protein-coupled receptor activity. Gene Ontology annotation, cellular component: membrane. Bases 370 to 1413 code for a protein of 347 amino acids. Gene Ontology annotation, biological process: G protein-coupled receptor signaling pathway.
AGGGUCACGUGUGUAUACACUGUAGCGCUCAGCACCACUCGUCCCAGUAAGUAGUAGGCUAUAUGCCGUCCCGUAUCGAAAACAAGCCCCAGCCGAUGGGCAAAGCGGACCGAGGAAAGCGCUUCAAACUAAACAUGUAGCGCUGUAGUUUCCCUUUCUGGUCGCUUGUAAGAAUAAAGAUAGUUUCUCGACUGUUAUUGAAAUGCUGCAACGGAGUUUUACCAAUGGAAACGCUACAUCUAACCCAAUGCCGCCGUAGAUCUGUUGGCAUUACGAUCUAAAUAUCUGAGUGUGACACCUAGUCUACCAUCCCCUCCAGCCCCCUCCCCCCCCCCCCACGACGCUGGCCUUCCGCGGACCCUCUCAGCGAUGUGGAGCUGCAUGGCCCACAAUGAGUCAGACGCCAGCGACGCGGACCACCAGCUCUGCCAGGACCUGGGCCUCAUCCUGUCGGCGUUCUCCGUCCUCUACCUCGCCGUGGGCUUCCCCGUGGGUCUGUGCUACAACGCCCUGCUGGUGGCCGUCAACCUGUCCAACAAGGCGUCCAUGACCAUGCCCGACGUGUACUUUGUCAACAUGGCCAUCGCCGGCCUGGUGCUCAACCUGGUGGCGCCCGUUGAGCUCCUGGGGCCGCACUUCACCCGCUGGCCCGCCUGGGAGUACAACAACGAGGUGUACAUCACCCUGCUCAUCCUGUUCAACGUCUCCUCCCUGGUGGUCAUGUACUCCACCACGCUGCUCAGCCUGGACUACUACAUCGAGCGGGCGCUGCCGCGCACCUACAUGUCCAGCGUGUACAACACCAAGCACGUGUGCGGCUUCAUCUGGGGCGGCGCCGUGCUCACCAGCUUCUCCUCGCUGCUCUUCUACGUGUGCAACCACGUGUCCACCAAGAUCAUCGAGUGCUCCAAGAUGCAGAACAAGGAGGCGGCCGACGCCAUCAUGAUCUUCAUCGGCUACGCCGUGCCGGCGGCGGCCGUGCUGUACGCCUUCGCGCUCAUCCUGCGCAUCCGCAAGGAGUCCACGCCGCUGGACCAGGACUCGGCGCGCCUGGACCCGUCCAUCCACCGGCUGCUGCUGGCGUCGGUGUGCGUGCAGUUCGCCCUGUGGACGCCCUACUACAUGACGCUGCUGGUGCACACCGUGGUGGGCGCGCCGGGCAACCACAGUGGCGGCGGCGGCGGCGGCAGCGGCGGCGGCGGUAGUAGAAGGCCGGGCCUCACCGUGUACUACUUCCUGCGGUGCUUGGCCGAGCUGAUGGCGUUCUCCAGCAGCUUCGCCAUGCCGCUCAUGUACCGGCAGAUGAACAAGAACUUCUCGCACAAGCUGCAGCGGCUGCUCGUGCGGCUGCACUGCGGCCGCGAGCGCGCCUGCCCCCACGAACGCUCCGCCGUGCAGCAGGUGGUCACGUGAGUCUCCCCGCUCCGAGACCGGUCCGAUCCCACCAA